CUUUUUGAAAAUGUAACUCCAUGAGAUAGACCAUAGAGUUUGAUGUGCAAAGACUUCAAAUGGGAUUGGCUCAAUGCGUGAGUGGUAUGACAAAUUGUUAUGACAAAUGGUUGUGCAAUGUAUUUCAUAUAAAGUGUUGCCUAGAGUAAUUACAGUUCACUCAGAACAAAAGUGAAAUCACAUCUCCUAAUGACUGUGUACAAAAUCAACACAUUUCUAUCUUUUGUAUCCUGUAAAUGAGUAUAAUGAGCGAGUGGAUGUUAUCAUCAGUUUUAUUCUCAUCUUUCUAAUCACCUGGCACCACCAUGAGACAAGAGUUUUAUUCCACCCACACAUCUGGACAGUAUUUUGGACAAGGUUCAGUCAUUACACAAUACAGGGUUGCACAAUGAAAUGCAGUUGUGGCCCCCUCCGCACUACACACACAGAAAUUGUAUUAACAGAUACUCAAAUAUAUAUUUUUAAAAUUUUGAAUAAAACAAUAAAAUACAAGAAAGUACAUAAAAGUAGCACUAAUUUUCUAAUGAGCAUUAAUCAAUGUUGCUUUUAAAGAAGCAGUAAGGAAAGGAAACUUAAUGGUUCUCUCCUCUCUCAGAGAGUCCUGAGCUUUCUUUCAGCUACUGGAAGCCUUUUAGUUGUUUGGAGUGUCCAGCUUAAUACUUACUUGGGUUCUGUUCACCCCCAAAGAUCUAGAAAACUUAGGAAGGAAAUUUCUCCACCCAACACUCUUAUUCAAGUUAAAUGUCCAAAAAUGUCAAGUAUAAAUUCUUGUUUCAAAAUGUGUUUUUUUUUUUUUUUUUUCCUUCCUCUGCUACAUAUUCUGCCUGGGCAGGGUUGUGUUGCUCUCUAAGUUUCAAUUUCCUGCUAAGUUUCUAUUCCUACUCAUUCAGUUUUUAUUGGUUUCUGUUCUCCUGUUGAGAAAGAGAGAAACAUAUCUUGUAACUCAGCCAACAUAAAAUAGUUUUGAUUUUCAGCUGACCCAAACAACAUGAAAUCACCUUUGGAACAGGUCCAUGUUUGCUUCAUAAAAUAAUCUCUUCAUUUUGGACAACCAAGCAUUUGAGGGCAGCACAAAGGAUCCUUUAUGUUUCAGUCAUAGGCUAAGCAGUAGUGACACAACAAUUUUACUGUUUGAGAUGUAUGGUAAAGAGUGAUGACAGUUUCUGGUCAAAAUGAGUAUCUUGCUGCUGCUUGCCUCAUGUAUUCAUCAUUAGAUGUUCAUGAAAUGAGCCUUUCUACAACACUUUUUACUGCCGUCUAUAGGCAUGUCAUAAAAGUGACCCAGGUGCUUCUUCAUGAGAGUGACAUGUUAAACUGCUAUCAGAUUAAUGUAAAGAGACAGAGCAAGAUUGAUACCUGAUCAACAAUGAUACAAGUGCUCUAGUGUUGUGCUGCACAUGGAACAUCUAUGAAAAAUGGAAAGCAGCUCCACAGAAAUGGGAUGGCAGGAACUGCCUUAUGACAGAUGGACAGAAUCUCAUGUGAGCUCCUGGUUGAGAGGUAUUGGAAUAAAAGAGAACUACAUAAUAAAACUGUCAGAGGAGGAAGUGACAGGGCCAGUUCUCACAACUCUACAGAGGGAAUUCCUCAGCACAACAAUUGGAAUGAAAGGUGGCCAAAUUGAACACCUACUCAAGAAAAGAGAUCAGCUUCUAAAGUCCGAACCAAACAAACUGAAAAAAGGAAAAGAUUUAAGUGGUAAAAGUAAAUAUGACAUAAAAGAGGACUUGUUAAUUCCAGGACAAGAACCAAACCCCUCUUCACAAAAACCUUGUGAAAGAGCAGAAAGAGAGAAUAUUCCUACAGAGUGCAGUGACAGCUCAACUUCUACAGGAGUAACUUCAUCUUUCUGUGACUAUCAGAAAUUUGACCAGCGUGAACCAAGCUGCAGAUAUGUCAAACACAAUGUGCUUCCACCAGAGACAGGGAUUGAUAACAUGAUUGUUCCAUGUCAUGAAUAUAAGUCACUGGAGAUUGCCCACAAAUUAGAGUCAAAAAAGCUACAAACAAAAGUAGCAAGUGAGGUGUUAAGAUUUGCAUGUGCAUGCAUGAAUAUGCGAACCAAUGGCACAAUUCAUUUUGGGAUUAUGGACAAAUUAAGAGGCAAACACCAGCAUGGUGAAAUUAUAGGAAUACCUGUCAGGAAUCAAGAUUUUGUGGAUGCGUUAGACUACAUUGAAAAAUGCUUCAAAGGAUCAAAUCAACAAUCUGAUGCCAGGAAUUGCAUAAGGAACCCCCGAUUCAUUGAGGUCUUUGACAAGGAAACUACUGAGAAAACAUGGGUCAUUGAAUAUGAUGUUGUCCCAAAAGCAAGCAUUGUAAAAGAUAAGCUUUACUAUGUUGGUGUCCCAAAAUUCUCUGAGAAGGACAACAAAGUAAAAUGUGAAGAGAAAGUUCCCUAUCACAGAGUGGGAGCUAACACACCCCGUAUACCUGAAGAUGACCUUGUUCAAUUCAUCCAACAACUGAGAGAGAAAGACCAACAGAGAGAGGAGGCAGAAUCUUCAAGCAAUCAAACAGCUGUUGACUCUAAAGCGGAUCAAAAGAGGAAACUCUCCAUCCUCUUAACAUGUGGAAAAACACACAUGGACAACUCUCUGUUUUACAUCAUUGUGACAAACAGAUUUCACCCAGAGCAUCUUGACAGCAUAGGCUUCUUGGUUCACAUGAAUCUUUUCUGUGUGUUUGAUUUUGACCCUGAUUCAAAGGAAUCAGGUCUCUGUGGUAGAUAUAAGGAGCAGAAGGCUGUAAACCUUCACUUUCUUGAUGACUAUGCAAUCAAUGAUGGCUUAAAAACUGUUGACAUCAUACAUUCUUUGCAGCUUUUUGAGAGAACAAGCUGGAUUUUCUGCAAUGGAAGAAACAACUUCCCUGGCGGAGAACAAACCUGCGAUGAAAAAACCUGGAUCAAAACAAGAAAAAAGAAACUGAAAAAAACAGUGUCGCUCAUCUGCAAUGAUAUCCUUCCAAGGCGUUCAUUUGUAGUCCUCUUCCUGCUCAUGUCUGAUGUUGAGCAGCCUCUUGUUGAGACAUUCCAUGAAUUCUAUGCAGAGAUGAAUGGACAUGAUUUUUUGGCAGUCAUAUCAGAGUCAAAGGAAAACUACAAAAAGUGGUCAAAUCUUGCAGAAAUGUCUUGUCACAAGUCUACACUUAAAGAGAUCAGCAUUGUUGAAAUGCCACUGAGUCGUGUGGAUGCCACAGUUCAAAGCAUUCAGCUCUCAAAGAAUCAACUCACAAGGACAUUACCCGUCUUAAAUGGCGGACGAUGCUUCUUAAAGUCAGUUGCAGAGGCCAUGCUAGAUUCUUUGGAAAUCAUCAGUGUUGACCAGUGUGAUGAUACAAAACUGGAGAUCAUGAGCGAGGAUGAAAUCCAACAAAUUGAGAGCUACUUUUAUCGAGGCGGAAAGAUAGACUGGAUCAACUUCUGGCUUGCUGACAAACACAAGUGUGGGGAUAUCAUAAAGAGGGAUGCCUACCAAGAAGCAAACACAAUCCUGGACAACAUGGUACAUUGUAGUAACGUCAUUCGUUCAAUUGAGAGUGUGAACAUAUACCACCAACCUGGCAGUGGUGGAAGCACAGUGGCACGACAGGUCCUCUGGAGUUGGAGGACAAAAGUACGGUGUGCAGUUGUUAAACAGUGUAAAGAAAUCACAACUGUGUGUGAGCAUGCAGUGAAACUGAGGGAACAUGAUGAGAGAGACAAAAACAACUGUCUUCCAGUACUUCUGCUGCUAGAGGACCGCAAUGCAGAUGACAUACAUGAUCUCAGACGGGAGCUUGGAAAUGUCACAGCAACCAAAAAAAUAAGUCAGUCUGUGUUGUGCUUCAUCCUGCUCAUCUGCAACAGGUCAAAUGACCCAGAAAGAAUGUGCAGAGCAUCGCCAUCUCAAACAGUAGCAGUCACACAUAAGCUGACAACGGCAGAGAAGCCUCUGUUCACAAAAAAGCUUGAACAACUCAAACUGCAGUUUCAACCAGAUUUCAUCCUCACGUUUGUGCUGAUGAGUGAAGAGUUCAGUAAAAGUUACAUUAAGGACUUUGUGAAAAACCUUUUAGAUAACAUUGAUCAUUCAUCACUUAUCACUCGCCUCAUCAGAUUUGUGGCUCUCUUGAAUUGCUAUGUGGAAGAUUCAUACAUAUCGGUGUCACACUGUGAAGCAUCUCUCGGCAUAGCUACCCAUGUGGAAGGAGCUCAGUACCAUGCAUUUGUGGAUCAUCUCAGUGAUGAAGCUAGGCUUAUUUUCAUCCAUCUUAGAGAUGGUUCAACACACAUCUCAUCAAUACGGAUUAUUCAUCCACUAGUGGCAAAGGAAAUUCUGCGUCAGCUGUCUGCAAAUUUGCCUCAGUGUGAUAUUGCCAUGGAUCUCAUCAACGACAAGGUACUUAUCAAUCACAGGUUCGACAGAGAUGAGUUCCUGAAGUUCAUCAAAACUCUUUUCAUCAGACGCAACAAAAAGAGCAGAGGAGAUCCUGAAGACACAGCUUUUUCACCCCUUAUUGAGCAUGUCAGCAAAACCAGAGGUCAUGUUCAGAAAGCUGUUGAUCUCAUGAAAGCUGCUUACCUAGGUUUGGGAGAAGAUGCGUUCGUGGCACAACAGCUUGCCCGGCUGCUUUACACAAAUUUGAGAUUUGAAGAGGCCCUAGAAUGGGCAGAAAAAGCAAAAUCUCUUCUUCCAUAUGAUACAUUUGUCCUCGACACAUUGGGACAAGUUUACAAGUGGUGGUUUUAUCACUUGUAUGACACACUUGAGGAAAAAGAACCAUCACCAUCACCUGAAAGGGGAAUUGAAAUCAUACGCAUUGCACUCAAGGGAAUUUCUGCCUUCAGGGCCUCCGAAAAAGCAAAGAAGAAAGAGACCGCCAGCUUUAACAAUUCAUACUACGGAGAGGUAGAUGUUGGCUGCAGGCUGUUGAAAUUCCUGUCAGGUGUUGAUGUUUUUUCAAAUGAUACUGGAAAAUCAGAGUUGAUGCAGUACUUGUUAACAGACUACAUACCAGCAGAGGUUAAAAAACCCUGGCAGAUGUUUCAUCAGCAGUUGAAAGGAUUACAAAAGAGCUUGUACCACACACUUGAGUGCAUCUCUGAAGACCUCAGCUACUUUCAAACUGAUAUUAGUGAGGAGGAUGAAGAGCUUGAUGCAAGGGAUCCAGAACAAGUAUACAAUCCUAGAAAAUGGUUGACAAAAAAGAGUGCUGUAUAUGCUGGCUUUUUCUGCACUACACCAGAUGAGGGUGACCAAACAGCUGAAAGCGGCAGCACUGACAUUGCCAGUCCAGCUGAAAAACUUUCUCCAUUCCAAAGACAGAUGAAGACCUACAAGCUUGGUGGAGGAAAUGUUACUUCCAUCCUCUCAUUACUAUAUGACAGAGACCCACAGAGAGCUGGAAAAAAACUUGAGACAAUAAUCAGCAUGUACCCAGAAAACCUGACAUGGAAUUACCUUGACCAGACAGAACUUGCAAACUUCAUCUUUUGCCAAAUAGCUCUCAACUGUACUCUACCUGGGUCCUCAAAGCUCCUGUCUCUUCAAAAGCUUCAAGAACUCAGCAAGAGAUUUAUUACAAAGGGGAGAAACAUGUCAUCAGCAAGUGCUCUCUUCCUUCUCUCCCUUCUGUUUUGGCCUGAGACUAGCAAUGAACUCAGUUCUGCUGGUAGUCAGAUCCUCUCAUCAGCCAUUGAUGCACUUCAGAGAAUCUAUGAGCAAAAAAUUCAACAUGUGCGUCCAAGGAAAAGCAGAAUCGCGACCCACUUCUUUCUGGCAAAGGCAAAAGGUCUUAACAAGAUUGUCCACAAAGGUGCUAUUGAAAAGCAGAUUAAGGGCACUCUAAGUGAAAGAAAGCUGAAAUGGCUUGGAGGGGAGGUAUGGAAAACCAGGGAAGUUGUGCAGUCACUGAAACGUGUUGAAGGAUGGACAGAAAACGGAAACUUAUUUGUCAAAGGUACAACCAGAGACAGCAAAAUUAGGGUCUUUCCUCGAUUUUCUGCCUCCCUGCCAAAUGGAAAUGAAAGUGUCACCUUCUACUUAGGGUUCUCGUUUGAUGGAGUGGUUGCCUUUGACAUCCAAGUAAUGGAGUAAUUUCCAAUGCUCCCAAAUGCACCUCUCAAGAUCUGCAUAAAUCAGUGCUAAGCUACAAUAGCCCUUAGACUUAGAGCCACAAAGACUUUUGUAGGCCUUUCCUUGUUUCUAUAUGACAACUAUUUACAUGUGAAAUUAGUCUCUGCAUUUGCAUAGCAAACACAAGAAUAUCAUUUGAAUCAUACCUACCAUUUUGUAAUAUAUGUCAGGGUUGAAGUAAAUACAUUCAGAACAAUUUUGAAGAAUAGACAGUCAACAAAAUAUUUUUUUCUGACUAGCUAAACUAAAAUAUGGCUAGAAUCUUGCUAAUGGAAAUAUGAAAUAGUCAGAGUAAGAAACUCUGUAAACAGUUGUUGUUUUUUUACUUUUUAUAUACAGUAUGUACAUUUGGAAUUAUUUUGAACAUUACUAUAUUUUCAGUUUUAUACUUGUUUGUACUUUUUUAAUGAUCAGAGAAGUGUAAUUGAAUUGUACCAGUAAACAGAAAGUCUGCCUUGUGUUUGUGUAUAAUAAAAAGCUGACUUUCAUGGGGUAUGAUUCUCAAGAAACACGAAUUGUGGAUAUUGAGGUAUCAAAAAUGAUCAUGAAUGCAAGAGACAUAGUCUUUUUUAAAAAAGGGUCUAGACUUAAGAUGAUCUAAUGGAAAUAUUAAGGAACCAGAGUAAGAAGUGCUGUAACUAAUUCAUUAAAUCUUCUUUACACAGUAUGUACAUUUGGAAUAAUUUUUAACAUUACUAUAUUUUCAGUUUUAUGCUUUUUACUUUACUUUUUACUUUUAAAUGAUGAAGUGCAAUUGAAUUGUACCAGUAAACAGAGAGUCUGCCUUGUGUUUGUGUAUAAUAAAAAGCAGACAAUAUCAUGAUGAGAUUGCAAAUAUGAGAUUUUUGGAUAAAGGUCAGCAAGGCAAUACAGUUGUCCAGAACAUCUGACGUAUACUACCUGUAAACUAUGUUUCAUACACUGAAUCUCAUAAGCAUUUUGUGUUUUGUUGGGGUUUCUUUCUUAUAUGUGUGAUGAUAACAGCACUGCCUAUAAUAGUGGUCUAACGGUCUGUGCAAAAUAUUUCUAAAUAUCCAUUUUGUUAUAAGCACUGCUGUAUACACAAAGAUGUAUCCAGUGAUAAAGCUUUUACUUGGGUAUGAUUCUCAAGACACACGACUUAUGGAUAUUAAGGUAUCAAAAUGAUCAUGAAUGCAGGUUAAACAUUCUCUGUUCAAAUGAUUUUGAAAAAAAAGAUCAAGACAUAAAAUGAUCUAAUGGAAAUAUUAUAGACCAAGAAUAAGAAGUGCUGUAACUAGUUCAUGAAACCUUUUUCACACAGUAUGUACAUUUGGAAUCAGUUAGUCAUUUAUCAUUUUAAAUCAUUACUAUAUUUUCAGUUUUAGAUUUUUUUUGUACUUUAAAUGAUGAAGUGUAAAUUUAAUGGUACCAGUAAUUGAGAGUCUGUCCUGUGUUUGUGUAUAAUAAAAAGCAGACAAUAUCAUGACAAGAUUGUAAAUGAGAUUUUUUGAUAAAGGUAAUUUGAGACAAUACAGUUGUGCAGAACAUCUGACAUAUAUUUUCCUGUAAACAAUGUUUCAUACACUGAAUCUCACAAGCAUUUUGUUUUUUGUUGAUUUUCUGUCUAAUAAAUCUGAUCAUCAAACUCUCAUCCCUCAGUUUAGUUUGUUUUUUAAAAUAGCCUCAUAUUUCAAUAACAUCUAGAUAUCUAGGAUCAGUGUGAAGCUAUUUAAUUAAAAUGGAGCCUCUUGAUGUUCUCAC
Thunnus maccoyii (southern bluefin tuna) is the source of this 7841-nucleotide messenger RNA. RefSeq names its product sterile alpha motif domain-containing protein 9-like. NCBI's taxonomy places the organism in Eukaryota, Metazoa, Chordata, Actinopteri, Scombriformes, Scombridae. The transcript is spliced from 4 exons. Gene Ontology annotation, cellular component: cytoplasm. The record is from RefSeq and is a predicted model, not a curated record. Gene Ontology annotation, molecular function: protein binding. Bases 1416 to 6080 code for a protein of 1554 amino acids.